This is a messenger RNA of Thelazia callipaeda (thelaziosis nematode), 2775 nucleotides long. Lineage: Eukaryota; Metazoa; Nematoda; Chromadorea; Rhabditida; Thelaziidae. The record is from the annotation of a GenBank genome assembly.
AUGGGAUUGACUAAACAGUAUUUGCGAUUUUCACCAAAUGGAAUCUGCAAUGUUGUCGCAUCUAGUAAUGGAACUGUUGCUGCUAUCACUGAUAAUAUUUGUGCAGCAUCAGCCUGUGAAAACGUUCAUUUUUACAAUAUGAAGUUAGGGGAAAAAGUUGAUGAGAUUAAAGGGUCAGAUAAAAUUGUUUCGACUAUGAAAUUUAGUGGAAAUCGACAGUUUCUUGCUGUUGGAUUUGUCGAUGGAACUCUGCGAUUAUAUGACCGAAAAAACGAUGAUCGAUCAACAUAUAUCACUUUUUGUGGUCAUCGAACAGCUGUUAAUUGCAUUGCAUUCAGUAAAGAUAGUUUAGUGCUUGCUACCGGUGGGAAAGACUCAGCAGUCGUUACUUGGGAUAUUGUUAAUGAAUCUGGUCUGUUUCGUUUGAAUGGACACAAAAAUUCAGUAACCCAGUUACAGUUUACUUGUAGUGGACGAUUUCUUUUAAGCAGCUCAAAAGAUACAUAUAUCAAGUUUUGGAGUAUGGAAUCCCAAAGUUGCUUCUUCACGAUAGUCGACUGUCACUCAGAGGUUUAUUCGUUUUCACUGUUGAAAAAUGACAGCCUUUUGUUGGUUGGAUCAGCAGAAUUGGAAUUGCGAGUUUUCGAUAUUCAUUGGCUUGAUAAAGAAGAUUUCGAAGGGGAAGAUAAUUUAAAAAAAGCAAAAGUUGAAGACAGUGAAGUUGGGUUCGCUGAUGCGCAAGAAAAUAAUAUUGUUCGUUGUGUGAAAAGAGGUCAAUUAUUGCGACAUUCCAAAGGUCGAUGUCUUCAGCUUGCUGUAAGUCGAGAUGAAAAACUUGUCGCUUGUGUGGGUUCGUCUUAUUGCGUUGAUAUAUUUCGAAUUUAUGACGAAAAUGAAUCUCAAAUGCGCUUUAAAAAGAAACUUAGCAAGGCUCGAAAGAAAUCAGCCGAAAACGGUGGGAUAGAAACUGUCUCUGAAAGCGAUGUCGCAAAAGAUGUCACACUAUUGAUUUCAAGAAUUGGUGAAUAUGUACCGACUGGUAAAGUAAAAUGGGUUGAUUUUAGUCCAUCCGUGAAACAGCCUAAAGAAGGAAUGCGUCAGUAUCAGUUGUAUAUACUCUAUGCAACAAAUACGAUUUUAUCUGAAACGAUUCUGAUCAAUUGUAAAUCUAAUGAAGUUCAGUGUAUGGACUUAGCUGAUUUGAACCAAUUGGGUCAUCGUACUGAUGUUCGUUGUCUUGCUGUUUCUGAAUGUGGCUCUGGUUUCGUUUCGGGAAGUGCGGAAGCCGCUAUCGUCUGGAAUUUGCACAGUCUUAAAAUUGCACAUACGUUGAAAGAUCAUGAUAUGGCUGAUAUCACAGCAUCAUUGUUCGUUACGGGUGACAAGCAUGUCGUUUUGGGAACAAAGAACGGUGAUAUAUUCCUAUUUGAAUUGGCAACAAAUGAAUUACUCGAAAUAGUUAAACGAGCUCACGAAGGGACUAUUUGGCGUGUCAUAUCGACGCCUGAUAAAAUUGGCUUCAUCUCAUGUGGCAGUGACAAAAAAGUUCGGUAUUGGACAUACAAAUUGAUGAACGAAGGAACAAGAAAACGUUUGUCAUUUGAACCUUGCCGAAUACUGGAAGUACCAGACGAAGCUCUCUGCGUAGCUGCUAGUAAUAAUUCUCAUUUUCUUGCUGUUGGAUUAUUAGAUAAUACAGCACAUGUUUAUUUCAUGGAUACGCUGAAGUUUUUUGUCUCACUUUAUGGACAUUCGCUUCCUGUUAUAGCUAUUGACAUUUCGCAUGAUAGCAAGUUAGUAGCGACUGGAUCAGCCGACAAAAGUGUGAAAAUUUGGGGAUUAGACUUUGGAGAUUGUCAUAAGUCUUUUCAUGCGCAUGGUGACAUAGUAACAUGUGUCUUGUUUUCACCGGACGAACAUUUAGUAUGGUCGGCAGGCAAAGAUGGUUUGAUAAAACAGUGGGACGCUGACAAAUUUGAAUGUGUUCAAGUUCUAGAUUCACAUUCUGCUGAGAUUUGGGCACUUUCUCAAACUAUUAAUGGAAAAUAUCUUGUUUCUGCUUCUCAUGACAAAUCCAUUCGAAUUUGGGAACUUACAGAGCAAAUUAUUGUUUUGGGAGCAGAGCAGGAAAUGAAGCGAGAAAAGGAAAGUGAUAAUCUUCUCACUCAGUUGGUGGAUAUUGUGCCCGGAGAAGAAAAAAAUAGUGAAGCAGAGCUGGCUGUACAGAAAAGUAUUGAUAGUAUCAAGUCGAUGGAGGAUAUUGUCGAGGCAUUGGAGAUUGCUCGUAGUGAAAGAAUAGCAGUUCUGGAGGAUACAAAACACGAAAAACAUCCAUUAUUGUCGUACUUUAAAAGCGCAUCACUGGAUCAUUUCAUUCUGGACGUAAUUAAUCGUGUGCCGUCAAGUCACUUGGAAAAGAGCUUAUUGAUGGUGCCUUUCGCGUUUGUUCCAGAUAUUAUUAAAGCAUUAGGUGUUUGCAUUGGAAAACAUUACAAGGCAGAGCUUGCUUCACGUGUGAUUCUAUUUCUUGUGAAAGUUCAUCACAACUAUCUUGUUACACAAAAUGAUCUUGUACUUCAUUUGGUUGAAUUGAGUCAUAAAGUCACGCAAGGAUUGAGUGAAUUGCGAAAUAUCUGUGGUUUUAAUUUUGCGGCUCUGAAACUUUUUCAAAAGCAGGUGGAAGAGCAGUCACAGGUGAUGCUUUUUACUGACGUUUCACGAUUGGGAAAAUCAGAAAUAAAGUCUAGGAAAACAAAAAUGAAGGUUUUCACUUGA